Salvia miltiorrhiza (redroot sage) is the source of this 1512-nucleotide messenger RNA. RefSeq lists its product as uncharacterized. The coding region runs from base 199 to 1329 and encodes 376 amino acids. Gene Ontology annotation, molecular function: oxidoreductase activity. Lineage: Eukaryota; Viridiplantae; Streptophyta; Magnoliopsida; Lamiales; Lamiaceae. The record is from RefSeq and is a predicted model, not a curated record. The transcript has 7 exons.
UAAUUUAAAGUAAAUAGACAACAGCAGGGUAUGGAAUCUGUGAGGUGGAACGAAGUGUGAAAAACGUAAACUAAUUCGAGUAUUCUACGCAGUUUCUACAAUGAACAUGACACGAGGAUUGACAUUCAUAACAUCAUAUCAACUUCUGCAGACUCACAAGAUAAGCCACAGAAAAUUUCAAUUUUUUUUAGAGAAUCUAUGAAUACUAUGCUCAAAUUUCCACCUCCUUCUCUCCGAUCUUGCGUUUCUCCAUCGCCCUCAUCUUCCUCUUCUCUUUCCCUUCCAAAUCCCCCAAAAUUCCACCCGAUCAAUAUGAUUUUCCAUGGAAGAAAAAACAACAUUAAUUUUUCUAGCAUCUCCGCAUCGAGCAAUCAUCAUGGACCUUCGCAAGAUUCUUCCUUUCCGGGAAGGGAAUCAUUAUUGAGGAAUACAUUGUCAGCUAUGGAAACUGUUUAUCUAAACAGGAAUCCGACUGCUAAAAGAAUCUUGGAGCUUGUUCAUUCAGCUGAAAAUGGUCAUAUAUGUUAUGAUCAUUUUGCUUUUCGGACGUUUGGGGUGAAUGAUCAUGGAAUCGGUUCCAUAGCUAGAUUUUUCAUGGAUUUUGGUUAUGUGCAAAGAGAAGAGUUGAGGUUCCCAGCAAAGAAGUUGAAAGCAUAUUGGUUUUCGCCUCCCACUGUGGUUGGUGCUGAUGCUGGUGCAGGUGUUAAUGGGCCGUUACCACGGAUAUUUAUAUCAGAACUUCUUGUUGAUCAAAUGACUGCAGAAACUCAGAAAAUAAUCAGAAAAUACACUGAAAUGUCAGGGAAUGGAUAUAUGCAUUCUGCUUUGGCCAGUGCACUGGGAUGUUUGACAUGGGAAACCCCCUCCUUCUCGGAAUUCCAACAGUUGGCGCGGGAAAGUGAAUAUGCUGCAUGGACUCUUGUUAAUGGAUAUGCGUUGAAUCAUGUCACUGUUUCUGCUCACCGCCUCAAAUCGCAUUUACGAAAGAUCAGUAAUCUUAAUCAGUUCAUUGAGGAGAAUGGUUUCAGAUUGAACUCUGAAGGAGGCAUUCUCAAGGACUGUUUUUCCAUCUCAGUGAGCCCUGAUGGUCUGUUGUUACAAAGCUCAACGGUGGCAGAUUCAUCUUCUUUCCACUUCUCUGAAGGAAUCACUGAGUCAAUACCACGCUGUUAUAUUGAAUUUGCUGAACGCCUCGUACUUCCUCAGUUCAAAAAUCUAGCCGAGGACGAGGUUGAAGAGCUCCAUAGACGAGAUGGUUUUGAGGUUGGGAAUGCAGAUAAGAUAUUUGAGAGCACAUCCAAGGAUCAGCUCAGCAGGAAGGCUGCGUGAGACGCGGAACACUAUACGCUACGAGGUCUGAAUCCUUGUUGUCAAGUGUUGAACCAGUCGGAAAUAUUAUACAUAGUAGUGUAGAUGUUGAUGGAUUCAGAGACAUGCUUUGCAUUGUAUCCAAAUAAUCUUUUCUCACUACUCUGCAAAUUGAAUCAAGAUAGUAUAGACUAAUUUGUGUGA